GAUUUCAGUGUGAACUCAAAAAUGGCAACACGCUUGGCAUUUCCAAAGGAGUAAUAUGUAAACAUGCAGCUUUCCUUGCAAGCGUUCCACGAAGCCGAUUGGCCAAGAAAGCAUUACGUACCUGCAGACACUGCCACCCAUAGAAGAAACCUCCACUGCUGCUUGGUAAGCAAAGGUUUAAAAACCGCAUCUCCUGCUUCUGAUUUGGCUGCUCCAUGUCCAUACAUACAAAUAUUCCUUCUACUCACUCUCAGCUCCUUCUACUCACUAUUGCACACCAUGUCCAACGUCUUUACAUUUGUUAAACCAUCCGCAUUCAAACCCCGCACAGAGAUAUACCAAGGGUCAUUCACUGCGAGCUCUGAGGUCGAGGCUAUGCAACCAGUCUACCGGGUCUAUCACAAAGGACGUGUGCUAGACAUUGCUCCGGCCGACUCCAACGAAACACCGAUUAUCACCUGUCGCCUGGAAGGGUUCAGACGGCGCCGAGGAAAACUGUACGGAUCGAACACAAUUGCACCUAUAAACAUGGAAGGCCGCAUCAAGGACAAUUGGAUAAUUCACGACUUUGAGGGUAACCAGUACAAAUGGAAGAUCAAGUCGUUUCGCGGUCCAGCAUGGGUAUUGCUCGAUGAGAACGAGAAUAUCAUUGCGUCCUUCGACAGAUCUGCAUGGAGAAGGCAUGUCAACGGACGUCUGACUAUUACAAAGCCAGUAUCCAAGGACUUCCUGCUAAUCAUCCUGCUUACAAAUCGUCUGGUUCUCAGAACAGUACAGGAUAAGGAAACCGCUGCGUCCGCCGCUGUUGCCACCUAAGGCAUAUGGUGCAUAUAGUUUGUUAUUGCUUCGGCAUUACAAUUCCGCAGAAUUUUCGAUGUGUUCAUCUGCCAAGAAAUCAAGACAUGACACCCUACUUCCACUCUACGCACUGAACAGUGAAAAUACAGUGGCUUUUGGUAAAACAACAUGAAUACAUCCUGUUGUUGACACCGAGUUUUCUGCACUCUACUGCGCCUUCGAGGAAUCGCAAUUUAUAAAGAUGGCCAGCGCUUUUAUCUUCAAAAAAAAGCUGCUUUCUGUUCUAGGAGCAUCCAUGUCCAGCAGGGCUUUUUUUUACUUCCAGUCCAGUGCGGUUUCCAACUUGACCAGUCACGGGACCUCGGGAACUCAUGGCUCUCAAUCCUUGGGCCACAAUGGCCUUAUCGUCAUUUUGAGCAGCAGGUGCCAUAUACAAGCAGGCGCCAGCCCCUCCAGCUUAUGAUUCCUCCUUCCUUCUUUC
Messenger RNA from Linderina pennispora, 1279 nucleotides. RefSeq lists its product as uncharacterized. The transcript has a single exon. The coding region runs from base 64 to 816 and encodes 250 amino acids. The record is from RefSeq and is a predicted model, not a curated record. NCBI's taxonomy places the organism in Eukaryota, Fungi, Kickxellomycota, Kickxellomycetes, Kickxellales, Kickxellaceae.